GGCAUCCUUGGUCUGUUCCAGCCGGGAAAAAUCGCCCCAAGGAGUCCCUUCUGGGAUUUGACGCUCUCUGCAGUUAAGUUCUUCCUGAAGUCUGCCCUAAAUCUCUUCUCUGCUCUUUACUGAGGUCAUGAUUCCCCGGGAGAAGACCAGCAGGCAGUCUGAGAGAUUCCAGGACCCGCAGGCCCUCCACCGCUCACCCUCCACCGUGCCUCCUCCCCUCCAAGGAUGACAAGCCCACUGCUCAUCUCGUUGGCCAGCUGCCUCGUUGCUGUGAACCAAGCCAGCCUCAUUGGCCGCUGUGACUUGGCCAAGGUGCUGCACCAGGAGGACUUGGAUGGGUUUGAGGGCUACUCCCUGACUGACUGGCUGUGCCUGGCUUUCGUAGAGAGUGAUUUCAACAUAACAAAGGUAAAUGAAAACACAGAUGGCAGCUUUGACUAUGGCAUCUUCCAGAUCAACAGCCACUACUGGUGCAACGAUUACCAGAGUCACACGGAAAACAAUUGCCAAGUGGACUGUCAAGAACUGCUGAGCCCCAAUCUUCUCGCAAUUAUCAACUGUGCAAAAAAGAUUGUGUCUGGAGCGGGGGGCAUGAAGAACUGGGUAAAAUGGAGGUUGCACUGUGCUGGCCGGCCCCUCUCCUACUGGAUGACAGGCUGUCACCUGGCAUGAGGCAGGGAGCAGGCCUGUGGUGGAGUCAUUCCAGAACUCCUCUCCUCACUCUUCAAUUCUUCUUCCUCUUGCCUCCACUUCAUGUUAUUUUCUUCCCUUCCUAUUUACAAAUAAAACUGACCAGAGCCCCAGGAAUAAAUGGUUUUCUAGGGCUUCCUCCUUGUUCCCAUCCAGGCCCAGGUCCCUGGUUCCUGACUGUCAUUUGCAAACCAAGAAGACCACGAUGAAAGAAGCUUCUCUAUUUUUUUGGAAUUAUUAAACCAUUCCUUGUGCAAAGAAUGUGUUAAUUUAUUCAUGAUUAAUUCCACCUAUAUUUGAGUACCUAAUAGAUUAUGAGUGUGUGCUAGGUACAAGAAGAAGGAUGAUAAAUGGUAACUGUUCAUGUGGUGUUCAUAAUCCAGCUGGAGAAUCAGAGACAUCUGUGAACAAUGGAUACAAUGAAUAAAUGGACACAUACAAUGAAUGCAAGAAUAAUGAAAUAGAUAAUAAAAUCUGUAGUUACUGGUUUGAAACAAUAUCAAGAUCCAAGUUAUUCCUCUAAGGUCAACUAUUUUUGAAGUAAAAGAGCUCAGAAGUAGGUAAUGAGUGAGGCUAAAGUUCUGAUAUAUUGAAGUGGAGAAAGUCGUGGUAGGCAUACAGAAAUAUGGCAGGUGAUUUGGGGGUACUUUAGGAAAAUGGGCUAGAAACCAGCUUUUUAAGGAUUUCAAACUAGACUGUUGAUGGCUUUAGUAAGUUAUACCUUGAUUUGCAUAUUUUAAAACUCAUG
Bubalus bubalis (water buffalo) is the source of this 1438-nucleotide messenger RNA. It is a transcript of the gene LYZL6, whose product is annotated as lysozyme like 6. Gene Ontology annotation, molecular function: lysozyme activity. Gene Ontology annotation, cellular component: sperm flagellum; acrosomal vesicle. The transcript is spliced from 5 exons. The coding region runs from base 226 to 672 and encodes 148 amino acids. The record is from RefSeq and is a predicted model, not a curated record. Gene Ontology annotation, biological process: fusion of sperm to egg plasma membrane involved in single fertilization. NCBI's taxonomy places the organism in Eukaryota, Metazoa, Chordata, Mammalia, Artiodactyla, Bovidae.